AUGAUUCUUUGGACUUCUGCACAAUUUAAGUUUGUGAAUAUUCCUGACCGUUUCUGUACUGGCUCAUCGAUCAUGCCUCAAAAGAAAAACCCAGAUGUUCCUGAACUAAUUCGUGGUAAAACUGGCCGUGUCUAUGGCGACUUAAUGAGUCUGCUCACCCUCAUGAAGGGUCAACCUUUGGCCUAUAACAAAGACAACCAAGAAGACAAAGAACCUUUGUUUGAUGCGAUUGAUACAGUGCGUGGUUCAUUGAUGGCUUUUGCAGAUAUGAUUCCUGCACUUGUACCAAAUAUUGAAAUCAUGCGUGAAGCGGCGCUACGUGGUUUCUCUACCGCAACAGACUUGGCUGAUUACCUUGUAAAAAAUGGCGUUGCUUUCCGUGAUGCACAUGAAAUCGUAGGUAAAGCCGUGGCUUUAGGUGUGCAAGAAUCGAAAGAUCUUUCUGAGUUAAGCCUUGAGCAAUUACAACAAUUCUCAGAUUUAAUUCAAGCAGAUACUUUGCACCCUUUCCAGGUCCAAAGGGUCAAGUGUUAUUUGACACAGUGUCUAAACAAGCUUGGCAAGAAUGGUUAA
This is a messenger RNA of Oppiella nova, 573 nucleotides long. The record is from the annotation of a GenBank genome assembly. NCBI's taxonomy places the organism in Eukaryota, Metazoa, Arthropoda, Arachnida, Sarcoptiformes, Oppiidae.